GGUGGUUUACAGGGACAGCUUGUCUCUCUCUCUCGAGCCUCCUUGCUUGCUUCCCCUCUACUCCUAAACCUCGCCGAUCCUUUCCUUUCCCUCCUUUUGCCGUGCCACAUCGCCUUCACUUCUUGUUUAAUUCCUUCUGACGGUCGGGGCACCAAACCCGCGUCACUUCGACCUCCAUUGCAUACUUUCUUGGAGCAGUUGCGGCCAGGAGUUCGUCGUCAUCGGAGGAGGCUGCGAUGCCGCCGGCCAACGGUGCCGCCGCCGCCGCCGGACCGAGCUCCGGCAGCGGCAGGGACGGCCCGCCGGCGGCCACCGCAGCGGUGAAACGCAACAGGCCUCGCUAUCAUGCAUUUACUCAGCAACAACUCCCAGCGUGCAAGCCUAUAAUGGCACCCCAUAUGGUCAUUCCCAUUCUUGUAUUCGUGGGCUUACUCUUCAUUCCGAUUGGCCUUGCUUGCUACGCGGCUUCAAAUAAGAUCUUCGAAGUGGUCUACCGUUACGACACGAAAUGCGUGCCGAAGAACAUGCUUCACAACAAAGUGGGCUUCAUCCAGAACGCGUCGAUAAACAAGACAUGCACAAUAAACCUCAAGAUCCCCAAUGCUAUGAAGAGGCCAAUCUUCGUAUACUACCAGCUCGACAGGUUCUACCAGAACCACAGAAGGUACGCGACGAGCUUCAACAUCGCGCAGCUGAGCGACCCCAAGGAGGAGGCGAACGCCGACAUAAAGGACUGCAAGCCUGAAGCCUACGCCGGCAAAGGCAUCCCCGUGGUGCCCUGCGGCCUCGUGGCCUGGAGCCUCUUCAACGACACCUACAGCUUCGCCCGCCGCCCCCGUCGCGCGGGCGGCAUCGGCGGCGGCGAGGCGCUGAGGGUGAUCAAGAGCGGGAUCUCGUGGCGGAGCGAGCGGGAGCGGCUGUUCGGCAAGCACGUGUACCCCAAGAACUUCCAGAACGGCAGCCUCGUCGGCGGCGGGCGGCUCGACCCGAGAAAGCCCCUGAGCGAGCAGGAGGAGCUGAUGGUGUGGAUGCGGACGGCGGCGAUGCCGCGGUUCAGGAAGCUGUACGGGAGGGUGGAGGCGGACCUGGACGCCGGCGAGACGGUGGCGGUGGCGGUGCGGAACAGCUACAACACGUACAGCUUCGAGGGGGGCAAGGCGGUGGUGCUGUCCACCGCCGGGCCGCUGGGCGGGCGCAACGCGUUCCUCGGCCGCGCCUACCUCGUCACCGGCAUGGCCUGCCUCGUCCUCGCGCUGCUGCUCACGCUCGUCUGCCUCUUCUUCCCCAUGACAGAGGAGCAUCUCCGGCUGCGGUAGCCGUCGUCCAUCCAUGGAUCAUGUCGACGAGCGUGGACUCGGCCUCUCUGGUUUGUUAUAAACUGGCCUCCAUUGUUGUUAGACGUAGCAGACCACUGUAUGUGUAUGUAUAUGUACAGUACAGCACAAGAACCUGAAGGUAGAUUCAGAAUGUACAGAGCAGGAAUGUGUGGGAGAUGUGCAGUGUGUAGUACUGGUAUCACUUUUCCAAGGCAGCAACUAUGAAACCGACAGAUGUUCAAAAAAUGGGAUCUGCAAAGAAAAUAACGCCUCAAGAUAUCGGUUUUUGUCGGAUGGAUAUUUCGAGCGAAACAGGGUGAGCAAUAUAUUUGAGCUAGAUCAUUUAGUUUGCAUCAAGAUUCGUGCUAUCAUUGCAGUGAUAGAAAUUUCACUUUUUUUGUUUCUUCCAAACAAGAGAACAUGUUACCUUGAAACAUUGCAGGUCAACUAUACACAGGUGCUACUCGUUGUAUAAAAUGUUUCCAUUUUUAUAGGAGACAUAAAUUUGUCAAAUUUCAUUUUUCGAAUGAAUUGUACUCCCUAUGUUCGCUUU
Triticum dicoccoides is the source of this 1869-nucleotide messenger RNA. RefSeq names its product ALA-interacting subunit 5-like. Gene Ontology annotation, cellular component: Golgi apparatus; plasma membrane; endoplasmic reticulum. The record is from RefSeq and is a predicted model, not a curated record. The transcript is spliced from 8 exons. Bases 237 to 1316 code for a protein of 359 amino acids. Lineage: Eukaryota; Viridiplantae; Streptophyta; Magnoliopsida; Poales; Poaceae.